AGGCUGAAUCUGGAAGAAACGACGCAGGACAACGUGUGUUUGCACGUGAACGUCAACGUGUGCCCUGACACGAUAACGUUCAAAUACAAACAACCGUUCAUAAAUUUUGAGAGGCGUGCAGUUACCGAAGCUAGCUUAGCUUUGCUAACUGGGAUCUAGACCAUCGAGAGGUUACACAUCUGUGUCAGUCCUGACGCCACACUCCAGUCCAGCAGGUGGCAGUAGGGCGGCGAAGAAACAGCGAAGAAGAAGAAGGGUCGGAGGUCAGAGGUGGAAGUUGACUUCAGUGACAACAUGGUCGAGCACGGGGACAUCCGCGUGGUCCACCGAGGGGGCAGUAAGAUCAACUUCAGGGAUCCUGUCAUCAGCCACGACUCCAGGUUGCUCCUGUGCGCCUCGGGGGAGUGUGUGAAGGUGUUCAGCACCUCCACGGAGGAGUGUGUCCACGACCUGCGGGGCCACACCGGCCUGGUGACGGGACUGCUGCUCAAACCCUCCAACCACCUGCAGGUCUACUCGUGCUCAGCAGAUGGCACUGUCAGACUGUGGGACUUCACAGAUGGAAUCCUCAUUAAGACUUAUGUCAUCGGAUGCCCAAUUUACUCCAUCUAUGCAUCUGCAAACCAUGUAGGAGUCAUCUUUGUGGUCACCACCACGCCAAGUGACAGAGGAUCUGAGUUGUUCCAGCUGGUUGCGGCCCAUCUGCCGCAGAGCGGAGAUCAGCUGGUAGAGGCCAGAGAGCUCUCUGCUGUGAUUGUCGACGUCAGCUCGAACCCAGCGGCUAUCGCCUUCGGGAAAGAGGGGGAGUUCAUUGCUUCAGCGAAACGCCUGCAGCUGGAGGUCUACUUCUUCAAGAAACAGAAGUCAUACAGGUUUUUCCUCAAAGAAGACAACAAGAAGGGAGGAAGGAACACAUUCACGUGUGUGGCCUGUCACCCAACAGACGAUUGCAUCGCCACCGGGCACGAGGACGGAAAGAUCCGCCUGUGGAGAAACUUCAACCAGAAGAAGGAGUACACGUACUCCACUCUCCACUGGCACCACAAUGCUGUCAGCUCGCUGUGCUUCACUCCAGAAGGCACCAACCUGCUGAGUGGGGGUGUGGAGUCGGUGCUCGUCCAAUGGCGAUACAACCAAGAGAGCCAGAAAGACUUCCUGCCCCGCCUGGGUGGUGCCAUCACACACAUCAAUGUCUCACCUGACGGAGCACUGUUCUGUACCUCACACAGUGACAACAAGAUCACCAUCAUCCAAAGUUGUGUGAAAGUAUCAGCCGUCAUUCAGGGCCUGGUCCAAGGCGACAGUGUGAAGACGGACUUGAUGGUGGAUCCACGCAGCAAAGCCUUGGUGCUGAACGGUAAACCAGGCCACCUGCAGUUCUACUCCCUCCAACGAGACAAACUGCUGUACAACCUGGACAUCGUGCAGCAGGAGUACAUCCAUGAGGAGGGCCUGCAGCAGUUUGAGGUGGUCAAGGCGGCUUUCAACGCCUCUGGAAACUGGCUCGCGACAGUGGAAGAAAGACAACAGAAGGCCGCGGAGCUGGAGCUUAAUUUGAAACUGUGGGAGUUUGAUGAACAGACACAGAGUUUUGUGCUGAACACGACCAUCUCGGCUCCCCACGAGGCCCGGAUUACAGCCAUGUCUUUCUGCCUGGCUGCCGACAGCCAGACCACCGUGCUGGUUUCCACCAGUAAGGACCGACACUUCAAAGCCUGGCAGCUGAAUGCAGCGGCCCACACAGAGGAUGAGGGUCCCUCCUGGUCCUGUGAGUUUGUCGGAGCCUAUCACGGGCUGGUGCCAGAGUGCUGCUGUUUCUCAGCCGAUGGUUCUCUGCUGGCGGUCAGCUUCCAGGAGGUGGUGACCGUGUGGAGCCCGUCCACCUGGGAGCUGCUGACCACUCUGUCCCAGCCGCCAGGCGCCGUCAGGGACCUUUGUUUCGGGCGACUGAGCUGUUCCAAGUAUCUGCUGGGAACCACGGGAAACAACCUGCUCUGCUGCUGGAACCUCCUCACCUGCUCCCUGGAGUGGAGCACCGUCAUGGACAUCAGCCUGCUGCUGGCGGACCCCCUCUCUGAGGACAUGGCUGCCUUCUGCUGUCAGGAUGGAUGCACCGACUUGUUUGUGUUUAAGCCAAAUGAGCCUAGGCCACUGUUUUCCCAUAAGGCGGUGUGUUCAGGGAAGGUUGCUCGGGCGGUCUUCGCUCCACGCGAGGAGAUGCUGGAGAGCUGUGUGGAGAGCAGCCAGUGGCUUAAUCGCUCGCAGCUCUACUUCCUCACUCAGUACAUGGACCUCAUGACGUUCAGCACCAAGGCAGAGGAGGAGCAACUGAUGGCCUCCAGCAAACAGCUUGUGAUAGAUGACAGCGUCGCCAUGACACCGUUCUGCCUGUUGCUGGGGAAACACAGGCGGCAGCAGGAAAAUGAAGACCCUCUGAGCAGCCUGACAGCCGAGAGAACCCCUCUGCCACAAGGCUCUGCUGCGAUAAAGGAGCUGCUGCAGACCCCAGCCCACGUGCUGCCCUCCACCUCGUUCCUCUGCUCCAUGUUUGUACGGUCUCUGCUCAUCUCCGUCACAGACUCCAGGGAGGAAGACAAACAAGUAAAGGAGGAAAUGGAGAGCGAGAAAGAGGAAGAGGAUUCUGAAGGGGAAAUGGAAUCCAGCACCUCGAGGCCCGAGGCAGCGGCGCAGGGAGGCCAGGCCUCGGAGUCGGUGGCCCCCCCCCUGACCAGAGCCCAGGUUAGGGAACUGAGGAGAGUGAAGAAACUGGAUCACAGCUGGCUGUCGGACAUUCUGCACACGUGAACGUCACACACGUCACGUGUCUUUAUUUAGGUUUAUUUUCAGGUUAUGUUCAUGUUUUUUUUUUAUUAUUCAACCAGAAUGGAUUUAUUUGGAUAGAAAAAUAGUCAAAGUGUAAACAGAUCUCUGCAAGUCCAAAACCAAAGAAAUGUGCUUGUGCAAGUAUCUGACCAUGUGGUUACACUUACAGCCUGAAUCAUUGUGGAUCAGUUUGACACAUUUCAACAAUAAAAACAACAUUUUACAGUU
This is a messenger RNA of Scophthalmus maximus (turbot), 3051 nucleotides long. RefSeq names its product WD repeat domain 75 (gene wdr75). The record is from RefSeq and is a predicted model, not a curated record. Bases 295 to 2805 code for a protein of 836 amino acids. Lineage: Eukaryota; Metazoa; Chordata; Actinopteri; Pleuronectiformes; Scophthalmidae. Gene Ontology annotation, molecular function: RNA binding; protein binding. Gene Ontology annotation, cellular component: nucleolus. The transcript has 22 exons. Gene Ontology annotation, biological process: positive regulation of transcription by RNA polymerase I; positive regulation of rRNA processing.